Messenger RNA from Arabidopsis arenosa, 783 nucleotides. The record is from the annotation of a GenBank genome assembly. Lineage: Eukaryota; Viridiplantae; Streptophyta; Magnoliopsida; Brassicales; Brassicaceae.
CUCCUUCACAAAGCGUACAAUUCACAAACACCUUGUUAUUCUCUCUUUACUCUCUCUAUUUCUCUCUCUUCAACCCCUACGAAGAUCUUCUUCAAGAAUCGAUCAUGAAAGGAGGUAAAUCCAAGACUGAAACCAGGAGCGCAAAGCUCUCUGUGACUAAGAAGCCUGCUAAGGGAGGCAAAGGUGCUGCUAAAGAUCCAAACAAACCUAAGAGACCUUCCAGUGCCUUCUUCGUUUUCAUGGAAGAUUUCCGUGAGACGUACAAGAAGGAGCACCCCAAGAACAAGUCUGUCGCAGCUGUUGGCAAAGCUGGUGGUGAAAAGUGGAAAUCCUUGUCUGACUCUGAGAAGGCUCCUUAUGUGGCUAAAGCUGACAAGCGCAAGGUUGAGUAUGAGAAGAACAUGAAAGCUUACAACAAGAAACUGGAGGAAGGUCCAAAGGAAGAUGAGGAAUCUGACAAGUCAGUCUCAGAGGUGAACGAUGAGGAUGAUGCUGAGGAUGGGAGUGAAGAGGAGGAAGACGAUGACUAAGAAGUUGAAGUUAUGGUAGCAUAAUAUAGAAGGCUGCAAGGAAUCUCUCGGAUGUUUUUAUCUCUUCUCUUAAAAUGUUAAUUCGGCUGGUUAAAGUGGGUCUUUUUUUUUCUUUUUUUUUUACUGAUGUUUCGUUUUAGUAAGCAAUCACCUAUCUUCCCACUGAUUCUACGGGUAAUGGAAAAAGUAUGUAGAAUGUCUAGAUGGUGAAUGAGAGAUUUGCAGCUUUAUAUAAUGAAUGAUUUAGCUUUUU